AUGGAUACUAAGUGUAUGGACGUUAUCAAGAAUGAAGAUGAAGGGUUAGAAAGAUCUGAAUUACUGCUGAAUACAAUGGAGGAGAAGGGAAGCGAUACCGUAGGCAAUGAGAACAGCGAUGAAGAAUCAGUUUGGUCUGAAUUCCCUGACCAUAUAGUGGAGGAGAUAUUUUCGAACCUACUGUUCGAAUUCACUCUUCCAUUUCGUAUUGUUUGUAAACAAUGGAAUAAGCUCUUAUCCUCUAACAGAUUUCUAUGUUCACUGGCAGAGAGCGAUCCAUGGAUUCUUCUAUGCAGCUCAACGCAUUGCAUGGCAUACUGUUUUCUCACGCAGUCUUGGAAAACUCUUUCCCUUAGUUUCCUGCCAAGCCGAACAACGAAAAGUCUAUCAUUAGGCAAUUCAAGAUUCUGUAGUUCAGGUGCAGGCCUACUGGUAAUCGAAUUCGGAUGUCCUCGGAAAUAUAUGAUCUGUAAUCCAAUUACAAGGACCUACAGAUAUAUUCCCCCCGUCAUAUCACAGAGUGCAACUUUAUCGGAAAUAAUGGACAACGGGGAGUCCUACAAAAUUGUGGGCGUGACACAUGAAAGAAACCCCGGUUCCCUGCAAAUUUACCAUUUUUCUAAAGGGUCAUUCCAGAUUGAACUCGAGUUGCCACUCGAGCCAAGAGAUUUUCCUGUUUCUCAUAUUUGUUGUGCCAAGGGUCUUCUCAUGUGCGUCUUAAACCAUGGGGAAUUUGUGGUUUGGAACAUGGAAGAUAAGCAAGUGCAACGAUUUUCCUUUCCGUACCCGAAUCUAUAUAUUCCAGGGGGUAGGAUAAACACAUGGACCGAACGACUGGUUGUAUGUGUGUCGUCGAUACUGUUUGUAAGAACAUAUUAUUCCGACUCCGUUCUUACCUCUUUCGUGAUUGUAUGGGAAUUGUUCCAGGAGGAAGAGAGCUCUAUAUGGAGUUGGAAAGAGAUGUCAAGAAUGCCUCCUGAUUUGUGUCGUAAAUUUUUUAAUGCGCGUUCAAUUAAAAUGGGAAAGUUUUCAGAGUAUGAGACUUUCAUUGUUGGAAAUUUUCUCUGUUUCAGAAGUGGGUAUAGAAAUACCAAGCUAUUUGUCUACAGCUUACAUGACAAGUGUUGGAGUCGGAUCAGGGUUCCUGAUUCUGUCAGAUUUAGAAGGUAUAACACAAAUUUUGAGUUUCAACCUAAGCCAGGCAUGAAGAUAUAG
Cryptomeria japonica (Japanese cedar) is the source of this 1215-nucleotide messenger RNA. Its product is annotated as F-box/kelch-repeat protein At5g15710-like. Lineage: Eukaryota; Viridiplantae; Streptophyta; Pinopsida; Cupressales; Cupressaceae. The record is from RefSeq and is a predicted model, not a curated record. The coding region runs from base 1 to 1215 and encodes 404 amino acids. Gene Ontology annotation, molecular function: protein binding. The transcript has a single exon.